AUGAAGCAGCGUCAUCAGCAGUUCCCGCUGCCACCCGGACCCCCCGCGGAACCGUUGCUGGGGCACCUACGGGUAGCGCCUCAGCAAGAGGCCGAACGCACAUACUUUCGAUGGAGCAAGGAAUAUAAUUCGGAUCUCAUUCAUAUCAACGUACUUGGUCAGCCCAUCAUCGUGAUCCACAGCCUACAAGCUUGCAUCGAGCUCCUCGAGAAGCGCGGUUCGAUACACAGUGAUCGUCCGAGCUGUACAUUCUUCCUUAUGUUUGGAUGGAACGAGAACUUGACCUUGACACAGUACAACCACCCGUCGUUCCCUAUACUUCGGAGACAAUAUCAAAAUCAUUUUGCUAAGGGCGCAGAGCGCAAGAUUUACGCCUUACAGGUCAACGAGGCACACAAGCUCGUCGCGCGGAUUGUGAACUCGCCGAGACAAUGGCGAAGUUUCCUUCAGCUGUUCACCACCGCCGUCAUCAUACAGAUCGUCACAGGGAACGAAGUCGAGGACCUCGACGAUGCAUACGUCGGAAUUGCGGACAGAGUCAGCCAGACGCUUAAGGGAGGCGGUCCUGUAGGCGCUACGGGUGUUGACAUUCUUCCUUUGCUUCGCUACCUUCCAAGUUGGUGCGAUCCAACUGGGUCUACGGCCUUCGUACGCAGGAUGCGCCAUGCGGUGACGGACAUAUACAAUGUUCCUUACGAGCGCGUUCGGAAGGAAAUGGAGGCCGGCACGGCCCAGCCAUCGUUGCUGAAGUCCUUGAUCGAGGACCUGCAAACUGCUGAUGGCGACCUCGGGUUGACGAAGGAGCGCGUUCGUGGUUUAUGUGCGACUGCAUUUGCUGGGGGAGCCGAUACUACCCUUGACACCCUCGCAACCUUUGUCUUCGCCAUCGUCAACCAUCCUGAAGUACAAGAGCGUGCGCGUGCCGAAUUGCAUGCUAUUGUAGGUCCGGACCGCCUGCCGGACAUGGACGACCGACGGAACCUACCCUACAUCGAGCGUAUCGUUCAAGAGACUUUCAGAUUCUGGCCGGUUUUACCGUUGGGGGUGCCUCACAAGUCUAUGGAAGACGACGUAUAUAAUGGUAUGUUCAUCCCGAAAGGAUCCCUCUUGUUCUUCAAUAAUUUCGCAAUGGGCCACGACGAAGCCAUUUACGCCGAUCCAUGGAAAUUUGAUCCUGACCGAUAUGUAUCUUGUGAGCAUGGCGGACGAGGCGAGUCGUUACCUGUAGGUCAUUUCGGAUUUGGGAGACGUGCCUGUCCCGGUCGGCUGGUUGGAGAGGCCUCGGUGUUCAUCGCGAUCGCCACCAUGCUUCAUGUCCUCGUAUUCAAGAGAACGAGGGACGAAAAGGGAGAAGAGAUCGUCGUCGACCCUCAGAUGGCGACGUAUGCCACAGGCCUGACGAGUCACCCGGAGACCAUCCUAUGCGACAUUGGGCCUGCCUCCGAGCGCGCUAGGCAGUUAGCGACGGGGGCGUACACAGAUUAG
This is a messenger RNA of Schizophyllum commune H4-8, 1485 nucleotides long. RefSeq names its product cytochrome P450. Lineage: Eukaryota; Fungi; Basidiomycota; Agaricomycetes; Agaricales; Schizophyllaceae. The record is from RefSeq and is a predicted model, not a curated record. The transcript is spliced from 12 exons. Gene Ontology annotation, molecular function: heme binding; monooxygenase activity; oxidoreductase activity, acting on paired donors, with incorporation or reduction of molecular oxygen. Bases 1 to 1485 code for a protein of 494 amino acids.